AUGUCUAAUGAAACCACAACUACACCAGAGAUAACAGAAGAUGAAAUUAGACCUUUUAUUGAUUCAUUAAAACUUUCAUUCCCUUAUAAAUGGGAAUUGGAGUUUCAUGAAUUCAUACAAAAAGGAUCUUUAAAUAACCCAGUUAUACCCUUAAUUGUUAUUAGUGUAGAUAGAAUGUUAACACCUGAAGAAAGGGCAAUGAUCCCAUCAACAUAUGACAAUAAAGUUAGAAUUCAAAUGGAGUAUGUUAUGACAUUAGACCCAAAUGAUGAAUCAGUUAAAAAAGAAAUGGAAGAAAAUAACAACUCAAAUAGUGCUGGUGAUAUUUUAAUGGAUGAUGAGGAAGAAGAGGAGGAGGAAGAGGAUCUCGAUGAAUAA
Dictyostelium purpureum is the source of this 378-nucleotide messenger RNA. RefSeq lists its product as uncharacterized. Lineage: Eukaryota; Evosea; Eumycetozoa; Dictyosteliales; Dictyosteliaceae. The coding region runs from base 1 to 378 and encodes 125 amino acids. The transcript has 2 exons. The record is from RefSeq and is a predicted model, not a curated record.